This is a messenger RNA of Plasmopara halstedii, 348 nucleotides long. RefSeq lists its product as uncharacterized. The coding region runs from base 1 to 348 and encodes 115 amino acids. The record is from RefSeq and is a predicted model, not a curated record. NCBI's taxonomy places the organism in Eukaryota, Oomycota, Peronosporomycetes, Peronosporales, Peronosporaceae. The transcript has a single exon.
AUGUUCCCAGCAGCACCUCAGCGUCGAGCAGCUUUUCAUCGAUGCUUGCGUUUCUUUCAGCAAUGUCAGAUUUCGGGCGCGAACGGUCGUUCUGCACGGAAGAUGGUACUUAUCAUUCGACUUCUGACAGAAACGCCUAAACGAGGCGCAUUCAAUUACCGAGAGGGCCUGGUUGUUGUCGAUAAUCCGCUGGAUGAGGGUACUCGAUCAACGGCUCCGGAAUCAAAACGGUUUCUUUUUUGGGCAGGAACACUGACCGUUUUGCCGCCGUUGAUUCUGAGGCGGCAGCAUGCAAGAAGUCGUGAUGGCCCUUGGGAACGGAGUUCGAGCAGCCAAACGAUCAUUUGA